Messenger RNA from Bradysia coprophila, 1950 nucleotides. RefSeq lists its product as uncharacterized. The record is from RefSeq and is a predicted model, not a curated record. Lineage: Eukaryota; Metazoa; Arthropoda; Insecta; Diptera; Sciaridae.
UAAAACAAACAGACAAAUCAACCGAUCGAAGCACUCGAACUGUUUUUCUUCAUUAUUUUUAAGUAAUUUGAAUGCAAAUGUGACAAAAUCUCAUAAAAUGCCGUGCGACAGAGUUGACAAUCUGCUGCCUUCGGACGAUGAGUUAGUGCGACGGGAUAAUACGCUACUCGCAUUGUUUAACAAAUAUUCAAUCGACGAGGGUGAAGAUGCUGAACUGGUCGAUUUUGAUUUUUCCCAUAUAAUGGUCGAGGACGAUGAUAAUGCAGCUGGUUCAUCAUUUUCAGAGUCUAGUAGCAUUGAAGGGGAUGAUGCAAAUGACGGCGAUACAGUUAUGGAUGACAUAGCGGAAAAGUUGGAGCCAGUCAUCCAAGAACGGGUCAACGCAUGGCCAGAAAAGGGAAUAAAUUUGCAAUUGAAACGGGUCGAUCCAAGCGUAAGCGUCGAGGAAUGGUUGAAGAAUCAAGAAUCAACGACCACAACGGAAAAGUACAAAAAAGUUGUUGUGAACGAGGAAAAUAAAACGACCACAACAACAAUGAAACAGACUAAAACUACUACACAACGGGCGACAUUCCGUGCAAUCCAGUUUCCCAGACCGAUGGCAUUGAACAAUGUGUAUCACCAGCAAAUUCUUCCGGACAUUGACAAGUGUCCGGAUGACAUCACAGCUACCCAUGAAAAAGCGAAAUAUGAGCACAUCAGCAAGCCGAAUCAUCAGCAGCCGACGUCAAAAGGAAAAGUCAAUAAAAUGCCAGUGACGAUCGAACUUUCGAAACUGCCCAAUGUGAACGUAUCAAAAUUGACCAAACCUAAACAGCCAUACAGUGAGCAAACUGUGGACCAUCCAGCAGAUAGCUUAGUCAUUAAAAAAACGAAACAGCCCACCAAACGACCAGAUCCGCAUCUCGACUCUAACAAAGAACCAAAAACAACGCAAAAUAGUUCUAAAUCAAAAAAGAAAAUUUUACAGCCUGUCGAGUUGCCACCGGUCGUGAUGCAGCCGGUCGAUGAAAAUAAACGUGUCCUCCGCUCGACAUUGAAGAAAAAUGCUGUGCUUCCAGUACGAGAUGAAAGAAGUGUUGAUAAACCGACGAAGACAUUGAGAACUUCGGCAAUACGAGAUGAUAAGGCGUCGAGAACGGUGAUGACCACGGCCAAAAAGAGUGGCUCGCAAAGUAAGGUCAAGAGCAAGAAACAAGAUGAUCUGAUGGAUUCUGAACCGUUGGCGAUCGUGUCACCCGAAAAGACAAACGAUUCGGCUCAUCGUUCCAGAUUGCCGCUAAAGGACAAACAAACAAACCGAAGAGAAACUCAUCUAUCCAAUGUACGAGUCAAUCUAACGAGACUACCAUGUCCCAAAGUGACUACGACCGCUAAUCGGUCACUUUCUAGCAUUGACGAUCAAGCGAUCGAAAUUCCCGAUAUCCCAACAGUCGGUAUUCGGGGCCGAGGUCGACCACGAAAAGCUUUGAAGGGAAGUGAACGUCAAUUAUCUAGCUAUCAUCAUGUCACAACGAUUGAGAAUACAACAGCAGAGGCAUCAUCUGUGCAACGGCGACCAUUGUUGCCACGAAAAACUCUGAUGAAAAAUCCAUCCCAACCAACAAUUGUCAUUCAUUCGCCCAAUUCGGACACGAUACUCGGCACCAAAAUCGACGAUACGAUGAUGCUAGUGACGCAAAGCGACUACAGAAACAGCAUUCAUGUAAAGUAUGCACGGAACACGAGCGUCUUCAAACGCAAUAUCAUACCGAUAAAUCGACGAAUCCUUUAUCAGCCACCAAUUCACGAUGCAACGGCCGACACGGACAAUGACAGUGAAUGUGAGGAUGUAUUGCUGUCAAGUUAUGUGAACACCGGUCGUUUCGUACAAGUUAAAAUUUAGACCAAGUUCCAGUUUGAAUUGAGUUUUCUGAAGUAAAUAAAUGAAUUUAGCAUAAACAGCAGGAC